Eruca vesicaria subsp. sativa (arugula) is the source of this 1236-nucleotide messenger RNA. The record is from the annotation of a GenBank genome assembly. NCBI's taxonomy places the organism in Eukaryota, Viridiplantae, Streptophyta, Magnoliopsida, Brassicales, Brassicaceae.
CAAAAGUGUGUCUGCAACAUUACCAAAACGAAACCUUCCCCUUUGGUUUCCCAUUUACUUUGUGUUAUGUCUUGUUUUUUCGUUUUAAACUAAAUGUUUGGGCAGAAACAGAGAAGUAAUUUGUGUUAGUAUUCUCUGACUUGGUUUGAGAUGGAAAGAGAUUUUCUGGGUUUGAGCGACAAGAAGUAUCUGAGUAACGUUAAGCGCGAGGUUGAGGAUGAUCGUGUCGGAGAACGAGGACUGAGCAAGAAGAUAGCUAAACAAUGGGGAAAGGCAAAGCUCUUGCCUAAUUCAAGUUUCAUGCCUGCUGCUGCAGAUUUUCAGUGGUGCCCAGUUUCUGCGGCGGCCAGUACUCACCGCAGAAGCCAAUUUGGCAGCGGUGCGUUUCAAAACGUGAAUCCGCUUUUACUUGGCGGAUCAGUUCCCAUAACAAAUCAUUCCUCACUCCGUCCUGCUUUUAACUCGUCAACAGAUCCACGAGUGGCUUCAUAUCCUCAGCUCACAAUCUUCUAUGCCGGAACUGUUAGCGUCUUUAAUGACAUAUCACCAGAAAAGGCUCAAGCCAUUAUGUUAUCUGCUGGGAACGGUUUGAAAGGAGAAACUGGAGAGAGCGGUUUGAAGAAACCGCUUCGAGAAGCUGAGAGAGUCUAUGGAAAACAAAUCCAUAAAGCUACUGCUGCUGCAUCUUCAAGCUCUGCCACUUACGCUGAUAGUUUCUCUAGGUGUAAAGACAAACACGUUGGUGCUACUAAUGCAAUGACCAUGAUCGAAUCAUUCAAUGCAGGUCAUAGCAAUAUGAUUCCUUCAGUUCCUCAAGCUCGUAAAGCCUCGCUGGCUCGGUUCUUGGAGAAGCGCAAAGAGAGGAUCAUGAGUGCAAUGCCAUACAAGAAGAUGCUUCUUGAUUUGUCGACGGCAGAAUCUAGUGCUGCUUCUCAUACCUAAUACCUUCUUCCUGUUGGUCGUUUUUAAAUCUCUUGAAAUAUAAUCAAUAGAUUAUUAUUAUAUCUACCAUUUAUUAUGCUAAGAGCAGGAGAAGCGUUAGGCGUAUGUGUAUGAUCAUUGUUGUAAUGGUUGUUGUUAUGGGAUUAUUUAUUACAUCAAAUACUAACAGAUGUAUGUUUGUAAUGUCUGUCAAGAAUAAGACCGAAUAAAAAUCACUAUUAUUAAUAUUAUUUUCUGUAACGCAGUUGCAUUACGAUCAUCACAAAAAUGCUAAUAAAAUAGAUAGUGUUUGUC